Pneumocystis carinii B80 is the source of this 1875-nucleotide messenger RNA. RefSeq lists its product as hypothetical. The coding region runs from base 48 to 1829 and encodes 593 amino acids. The transcript has 8 exons. Gene Ontology annotation, cellular component: clathrin-coated vesicle; clathrin-coated pit. Gene Ontology annotation, molecular function: clathrin heavy chain binding; phosphatidylinositol-4,5-bisphosphate binding; 1-phosphatidylinositol binding. NCBI's taxonomy places the organism in Eukaryota, Fungi, Ascomycota, Pneumocystomycetes, Pneumocystales, Pneumocystaceae. The record is from RefSeq and is a predicted model, not a curated record. Gene Ontology annotation, biological process: clathrin coat assembly; clathrin-dependent endocytosis; vesicle budding from membrane.
GAAAUAAAUAACACAGAUCGAUUCAGCGGAUCAAUACGAGUCAUUUGAUGCCCUAUAAAGGACUAUCCUAUCAAAAAGCCGUUAACGGUGCAACAAAGAUAAAAUUAGCAGCGCCAAAACAGAAAUAUUUAGAGAGUAUUUUAGGAGCGACCUAUUCUGGAGAUAUUGCAUUAUUUGAGGUGUUUAGUGCGCUCUUUUCACGUCUACAUGAGCCUUCAUGGACCAUUGUCUUUAAAAGCCUUAUUGUUAUUCAUAUUAUGAUUCGUGAUGGAUCUAAGGAUAUAACACUGCGAUAUUUGUCUAACAAUAUGAGAUAUUUUUCAGUCAAGGAGCUAUUUGGAGAUCCUAGCUUUUUAUCAUAUGAUUCAGGGGGUCUUUUAUUUCUAGGGGAGUUGGCAAUAUCUCAACAAAGUAAAAAUAUUCAAAACUAUGGUCUUUAUCUACAGGAAAGAAUACAAGGUUUUAAGGAUGUACAAGUAGAUUAUGUUUAUGCAAAAAGCAACAAAAUGGUGGAAGGAAGAUUACGUCGAUUAACAGUAGCAAAAGGACUUCUUCGGGAAGUAGAAAUUGUUCAGAGACAAAUUGAUGCAUUACUUUGUUGCAAGCUUUUGGAAGAUGGUUUAACAAAUGAUAUAACUAUUGCAGGAUUUAGAUUACUAAUAAGAGAUCUUUUAUCUCUGUUUCAAGUAAUUAAUGAAGGAGUAAUUAAUGUUCUUGAACAUUAUUUUGAAAUGUCAAAAUAUGAUGCAGAAAAGGCACUUGAAAUAUACAAAAAGUUUGUUAAACAGACUGUAAGUGUUUCGGAUUAUUUGUCAUUUGCAUGUAGGAUGGAAACUUUGACAUGUAUAGAGGUUCCAAAUAUUAAACAUGCACCUGUAGGCCUUUCUCGUGCACUGCAAGAGUAUUUGGAUGAUAAAAACUUUGAGAAAAAUAGGCUUCAAUAUAUUGAAAGUAAAAAUGCUCUUGAUCCCAAUAAAAAAAAGACGAAUUUGACUGUUCAAUCUACUAAAACUUCUUCAAAAAAAAAGACUACAAAUGCUCAAUCUUUAUCAGGAAAUACUCAAAAGCAAAAUUUAAACAAUAUUAAUCUAAUCGACUUUUUUUCAAGUAUUGAGAAUGAGCAAGCUUUUAUGUUUCCGAAUACUCCUGGGAAGAAUAUGGCUUAUAAGCCUUCAAAUUUUUCAGGAAUUCAACCAACACAACCGAUACAAACGGUCGUUGAUUCUGCUCCAACAGAACAAUCAAUACCUUCAUUUCCUCAAAAUGUGCCACCGCAAAUGCAACCACAAGCACGAAUACCUUAUGGGCUAUCCAAUCAGUAUUCCUCAGCUUUUCACCCUAAUAAUGUACCUUAUCAAUCUACUCAACCAAUUAUUCAGAAUCCAGAAUCGUUUCAACCAUCUUUUCCCAUAAAUCAAAAACAGGAUUAUAAUUCUAUCUAUCCUACACAAGCUAAUUUAUCUGGUUCUGGAUAUAAUAUAUAUCAUACGCAGUCGAAUGUUCUUCCAUUCAAUCAACCACCUCAUUUUAAUCAAGUCAUCCCGCCACCAGUUUUAGAAAUGAACAAUUCUAGUAUUAAUCACACAAAUCCCUUUCAUCGACCUCCUCUGUCUAUGAAUACUGAGUUUGAGCAUCAAAGAACUCUUCUAGCAAAUCAAUUUCCACCUCCUACGAAUCCAUUUUCGAAAAGUUUUGACAAUAUAACAACACCUUUUAUAGAUCCUAAAACACAGACUAUUCGACAAAAUGCUUCUACUCUUCCUUUUGCUCAAAAACCAAGGACAAAUCCAUUUUCCAAUGACAAUUUCCCCUCACAACAUGGAAAAUAACAUAUAAACUUUUUCCCUUCAAGCAAAAGACACAUUGAGACUCUUA